Leguminivora glycinivorella is the source of this 1077-nucleotide messenger RNA. RefSeq lists its product as uncharacterized. The transcript has 2 exons. The coding region runs from base 160 to 978 and encodes 272 amino acids. Lineage: Eukaryota; Metazoa; Arthropoda; Insecta; Lepidoptera; Tortricidae. The record is from RefSeq and is a predicted model, not a curated record. Gene Ontology annotation, molecular function: nucleic acid binding; zinc ion binding.
GUGUGCGUGCGCUUGCGCAUUCUGUUACCUACACAUACAAGUCAGUAAUAAACCAGCUGUGCAUCGGUACGUGUGCGUUUCAUUGCUCCCCAAUCUACCCACAUAUAUAUCAGUGGCGACGAAUCGUGAUUUACCCGCGCGUGAGAAAAAAAUAAAAAAAUGGAACAAUUUCUUGGGAAUUUAACUGUUUUCGACCAUAAUUCUCAAGAAUGGGAGAUAUUUCACAGUCGGCUAUUGCAGUUUGUGAUAUUAAAUAAAGUGGAAGAUACCAAAAAGGGCGCGUUACUAUUAACGCAUUUGUCAGACGAAACGUACCGUUUGGCAAGGAAUCUUGUUCAUCCUAAGAAGAUAGAGGAAGUCAAGUUCGACGAGUUGGUUAAGUUACUCGAUCAACAUUUUAUUCCGAAGCGCUGUACCUUCGCUGACCGUGCGAAAUUCUACGCGGCGACACGGGAUAUCGGCGAGAGUAUUGAGCAGUGGGCAGCUCGAGUUCGAGGACUCGCGGUGCAUUGCGAGUUCGGGAGCGCUCUCGAUAUGCUAUUGAGGGACAGGCUCGUGCUAGGGUUCAGGGCAGGACCGGAGCGGGACAAGCUUUUUGAGCAGGAUGCUACAACACUCACGUUCGCGAAAGCCGUAGAAGUGGCUCAGCAGGCGGAAUGUGCAAGGAAGGUAAAGGCCUUGCCUACCGUGACCGUCAAGGAGGAGCCACUGUACAAGGCGAGCACGGGCCGGGCGGGCCAAGGGGCCAGCCGAGACCAGCCUAUGCGUCGGUGUAAUGUGUGCGGAUUAAAAGGGCAUGAGUCUGAUAAGUGUCGUUUUAAAAAUUAUCGGUGUCAAAAGUGUCACAACAAAGGUCACUUGAAAAAGGUGUGUAGUGCGCGCGUAAACAACAUUUCUGUGGAAGAUGUAUCCCCAAAUGACCAGGACUGCAGUGACUGCCAGGAAUGUCAGAUGUUUAGCUUAAGAUUCCCAAAUUAAGUCGGGAGGAGUUGAUGUAUACAUGUCUAUGUGUGCGUGCGCUUGCGCAUUCUGUUACCUACACAUACAAGUCAGUAAUAAACCAGCUGUGCAUCGGUA